AUGCGAUCCAAUGGGGAAACGAAGCGAUUUGUUCUUCUCAUCGUAAGCAAUCUCACUCGUUGCAUUCAACGGUAUUGUUGUGUGUCAAUUGGAACAGCCGUAUGCGGCGAUGGUGGAUCUUUGGUCCAUCAUGGUUACCAAAAAGCAUCCGUCGAAUACUACUGCAACUACAACCCAGGCUGCGAUUGUCACACCUCAGAGGCGUCGAAACGACCCUUCCCUCUCCGAACGAAAGAUUCGAGCGACUACGAUCAAGAAGAAGAUGCAGCAUUGGUGCCAACCGAUCGCAAGGAGAGUUUGGACGAAGAUGGCGCAUCUUUCAAUCCACCACCACGAACACUCAACGGGAUCAGACUUACAGUGCCAGACUAG
Messenger RNA from Seminavis robusta, 372 nucleotides. NCBI's taxonomy places the organism in Eukaryota, Bacillariophyta, Bacillariophyceae, Naviculales, Naviculaceae. The record is from the annotation of a GenBank genome assembly.